Molecule: messenger RNA, 954 nt
Organism: Vanderwaltozyma polyspora DSM 70294
Lineage: Eukaryota; Fungi; Ascomycota; Saccharomycetes; Saccharomycetales; Saccharomycetaceae
Gene: GCN3
Product: translation initiation factor eIF2B subunit alpha
Exons: 1
Coding region: 1-954 (317 amino acids)
Biological process (GO): translational initiation
Cellular component (GO): eukaryotic translation initiation factor 2B complex
Molecular function (GO): translation initiation factor activity; guanyl-nucleotide exchange factor activity
Source: RefSeq, a predicted model, not a curated record
AUGGCUGAAUUUAAUAUUACAGAAACGUAUUUGAGAUUUCUGCAAGAGGAUCCUGAGUUGACUAUGCCUGUUGCUGCUAUUGAGGCAUUGGUCACUUUGUUGAAAGUCAAGAAUCCAGGUACAGCAGCUGAAAUGAUUAAUAGUAUUAAAUCCGCAACAGAAGAAUUAACCAAGUCCAUUCCAAAUUCUAUGUCUUUAAGAGCUGGUUGUGAUGUUUUUAUGAGAUUUGUAUUGAAAAAUACUCAAUUGUAUGGUGAUUGGGAAAGUUGUAAAAGACAUUUGAUUGAAAAUGGUCAAUUAUUCGUUUCAAGAUCAAAGCAAUCUCGUGAUAAAAUUGCUAAAUUCGGUGUCGAUUUCAUCUCUGAUGAUGACACUAUCUUAAUCCAUGGGUUUUCAAGAGCUGUCUUCUCUUUGUUGAGCAAUGCUGCCAAUAAUUUUAUUAGAUUCAGAUGUGUUGUAACAGAAUCAAGACCUACAAAGCAAGGUUUGCAAAUUUAUAAUUCUUUGCACGAAAAGGGUAUCCCAGUGACAAUGGUAGUCGACAGUGCAGUGGGUAGCAUCAUUCACAAGAUCGAUAAGGUCUUUGUUGGUGCCGAAGGUGUCACUGAAUCGGGUGGUAUUAUUAAUUUAGUUGGUACUUAUUCUAUUGGUGUACUAGCUAAAAAUGCAAGAAUUCCAUUUUAUGUUGUAAGUGAAAGUCAAAAGUUCGUUCGUAUGUUCCCAUUGUCUCCAGAUGACUUACCAAGCUCAAAUGAAUCCUUGGAUUUCACUAGACAAAAUAAUACAGGCAAUACUAUUGAAAACGAUAAUGUAGAAGAAAACCUAAAUGGUAUACUACGUGGACCAAUAAAUGAUUACACUGGUCAAGAAUAUAUUACUGCAUUGAUCACGGAUUUGGGUGUCUUGACUCCAAGUGCUGUAUCAGAAGAAUUGAUUAAGAUGUGGUAUGAUUAA